AUGCGGAGCGCGCCGAGCCAGUGCGCGGUAACCCGCGCCCUGGUCCUAGCCGGUCUCUGGCUGGCAGCAGCCGGGCGCCCCCUAGCCUUCUCGGACGCGGGGCCUCACGUGCACUACGGCUGGGGUGAGCCCAUCCGCCUGCGGCACCUGUACACCGCCGGCCCCCACGGCCUCUCCAGCUGCUUCCUGCGCAUCCGAGCCGACGGGGGGGUUGACUGCGCGCGGAGCCAGAGCGCGCACAGUUUGGUGGAGAUCAGGGCAGUCGCUCUGCGGACCGUGGCCAUCAAGGGCGUGCACAGCGUCCGGUACCUCUGCAUGGGCGCCGACGGCAGGAUGCAAGGGCUGCUUCAGUACUCUGCUGGGGACUGUGCCUUCCAAGAGGAGAUCCGCCCCGACGGCUACAACGUGUACUGGUCCGAGAAGCACCAUCUCCCCGUCUCUUUGAGUAGUGCCAUACAGAGGCAGCUGUACAAGGGCAGAGGGUUUUUGCCCCUGUCCCAUUUCUUGCCCAUGCUGCCCGGCAGCCCAGCAGAGCCCAGGGACCUCCAGGACCACGUGGAGUCGGAGAGGUUUUCUUCACCCCUGGAAACAGACAGCAUGGACCCUUUUGGGAUUGCCACCAAAAUGGGGCUAGUGAAGAGUCCCAGCUUCCAAAAGUAA
Molecule: messenger RNA, 660 nt
Organism: Panthera uncia (snow leopard)
Lineage: Eukaryota; Metazoa; Chordata; Mammalia; Carnivora; Felidae
Gene: FGF19
Product: fibroblast growth factor 19
Exons: 3
Coding region: 1-660 (219 amino acids)
Biological process (GO): positive regulation of protein phosphorylation; positive regulation of cell population proliferation; positive regulation of gene expression
Cellular component (GO): extracellular region; cytoplasm
Molecular function (GO): growth factor activity; fibroblast growth factor receptor binding
Source: RefSeq, a predicted model, not a curated record